AUGGCCCGCAGAUUGCAAUACCUGAGACUGAAACCAACAAAAGGCAAACAACAGUCUCUCUCUCUUUCCCCUCUUCCUCCACUCGGCUCCAUUCAACAGGCAGCUGGGGUGAGUCCGCUCACUCCAGCAGCCUGGAAUGUUUGUCCUCUUUUAGACAAUCUCAGGAGCAACCGACCAAAACGAAGGACGGCGCUAACCGCUCGGGAACCGGCGGUGGGCAUCGUCGCACUCAGCGAGACUCGAUUCUCCGAACAGGGCCAAUUGGAGGAGGUGAACACUGACGGCACCUUCUUCUGGAGCGGUCGCUCCAAGGCGGAGGCGGGCGUCACCUUUCCCAUCCGGAGCGGCAUCUUGGGACGCCUGUUCUGUCUGACACAGGGCAUCAACGACUGCGCGAUGAGCGUCCGCCUGCCUUUCCGGGGAUGCGAAUUCGCCACCAUAAUAAAUGUAUAUUACCCUUACAAUGACCAGCCAUGACACUGCAAGGAACAAACUCUACAAGGAACUGCACGCUUAACUGGCGACUGUGCCAAAGGUGGCUAAGUUUGUUGUUCCUGAGGAACUUAAAGGUCGCGUCGGCACUUACCAUGCUGCCUGGAGAGGAUUGCUGGGUCCCCGUGGUCUCGGUGGCUUAAAUGCUAUGGGGCUGCUCCUUCUGCGAAGCUGCGUGGAGCACCGCCUCGUCUUAACUAAAACCUUCCGCCUUCCGAUGUGGGGGAGAAGGCGACCUGGAUGAACCCUCAGUGGCGACACUGGCGCCCGCUGGAUUAGGUGCUCGUCCGGAGGCGAGACCAGCGGGACCUGCCGGUGAUAAAGUCGAUCCUAGAUACUGACGGGUGAACUGGCCACUGCCUCUUCAUCUCCAAGAUGAGGAUUCGCCUACAGCCUUGCAGGAGAUACUAAGGUAAGUGAUUAUUAGGUACAGUACAUGAUCUAUCCCAUGAAAUCUGAUAACGGAAGCUGAUGCGAGAAUUUUUGGGCGUCUUUAACGUUGCGCCUUUUGUUCUCUCAUCAACGGCCUUCAAAAAAUGUCCUUUUCUUGUGCAGAAAUUGUGUUUAUGUAAUUAUAUCAAGUAAAAUAUCAGCAAAAUUUUAACGAAAAUGGACGUCGGAAUAUAUUCGUACAAUUUCCUAUGAUAAUACAUGACGUAGACUCCGGUUACGCAUCUGAGCGACAUUUCAUUGAAAGGAUAGUAAUGUACCCGCGGGAGUUUUAACAACCAAAUUUAGCCGAACUUGAAAAUUCAUUUUAUGUACGAUGUUAACCGUGGCAAUCAACCUGCGAACACGACGGUUAUUUUAAGAAAACCAGAGAUUUUAUCAAUUCCUAACUGUCAGAUUAGCAGCUUUGUGCGAUUUGGUGCGUUAAAGUUCAGUAAUAACGCAGAUAGGGAUUCCUUCGUUUAAAUAGGCUAACAUUGUUUUGCCGUUUGGAAAAUUUUACCUGACGUCGCAUAAAUGACCACCACCGAAUGGUCAUUUCCAGUUUUGAGCAUAUGAAACACCACUUGUCGUAUCGUUUAGUUUCUGUGAAUACUUAUUUAAAAAUAGAAUGAGGAAAGCAUUAAUAAUUUCAGCAAAAUACCGGUAUUUAUAUGGACGCUCUGCCGUUCAAACAUAAUCCAAGAACAGGGUCCAAAAGCGAGCAUAAAAUAGUGGAAAUGGAAGGCAUGUUCUUACGGUUGCAUUAGAGAAAAAAACAGUAUUGUUUAGAUACAUAAGCGAAACGACCAAAAGUGUCAAAUUUUUACUUGGUCUCACCGUCCAAAAAUACAAAGUUCACAGAGAUCCGUCAACGGAGUGCAGUAACAAAACAAGUUUAAAGAGAUAGAUUUUAAAGGAAAGUUUUCUCAUUGAUCAAAGGAAUAUUCCUUGCUGACUUUCGCUGUGGACAGCCCUGUUUCUCGAAAAUGAAGUUUGAUGUUUGAAUUAGUCAUCAAAUGUGACCCAAACGACCAUUUUCGUAAAAAGGAGCGUCCGAACACUCACUUUUUCGAUAUGUGCUUUCAAGAAUAAUCUUAUUUUAAAGUUCUCAACAGACAGGUAUUUCAAGAUCUGUUUUUAUGGACGAUCGGGUGAAAACACUGAAAAUCAUGAAGUAUUCAGCAACAUUUCGAGGCCGAUCUGAAACUUGACGUAAUAAAAAACGAAGGAAAAGUGUAAAUUAAUUUAAGGGAAGGAAAGUUCUCUUUAUAAACACAAAAUGGUAUAUUUACGAUCACGCCUGUUAGUUCCAUUGAAAUUUAUUAGGCACCGACUGGCCUGACAGCAUGUCGCCUUAUGAAAACGUUUGUUCCUACGACGUCCCCACCGGUGAAAUCAAGGAAAAUCCAGUUCUCUUGUUGAAUCCCAUCUCAUUAAACUAAAACGAGUCAGGGAUAACAGGAAUCCCUGGAAAACUGUUUUGGAAUCUACACUAAGAAGGUACGCAGUUGCCAAACCGUCAUAUAUGAAAUCACACAAAUUAUUAAACGAUAUUUAGUCGUAAACAUUAUCAAACCACUAUUCUGAGACGGUAUUUUAUUUCUGCUUUCAUUUUUACUACGUUUUUGGUAUGAGAAUACAUUCUAUACAUAUAAAAACGAAGUUUACUAAAUAAGAGCCAUUUCUGGCGUUUUCGGGUUAUUGCACUUUUUACAAUAAAUCGACAUUUCUAAACAACGCAACACUGCCUUCAAUAUUUCUUUUAUGUUUUUAAUUCUAAAAAACUUGUUUUUACUCAAUAUAGACAUCGGACUCAUUAAAUGGUGUCAGUUUGCGAGUGAUUGGCAAUCAUUCGUUAAUUUCGAUACAUUUCAUGAGUUGCAUCACUAACUGUAAGUUGAAUACCGUUUUCAUGGAUGUGCCUGCUCACCAUCUCAAUUGCAGCAACAAGCUGACUGAGAAGCUAGUCAACGUUUCUCUCAGCUGCGAGGACGCCUCCAUGAAACGGCUGCUGUCUCAGUCUUCCCUUUCUUUGCCUGGCUACCUCCGGCAGUGUGGGCCCAGCCGGUACAGGAGUCCAUGUGUGAUGAGAACCGACGAGGUCAAGGCAUGUCAAGAAAACCUAUGGCCCCGAAAUAGCAAACAAAUAAAUGCCUACUGAGGUAAAUACAGUAGGUAGCAAAGCGUAGUAAGCCGUUUUGCGAUCGGGCAGACGAUCGAUUGUGACCAGUUACCCCAGAGGAUAGGCAACUGAGGGACACAGUUUGGUCAACGACCCUGGAUUUUCUCGGUCUUGCAAAUCAACAACACCAGGGCUGGUUCGACGAUAACGACGUCGUCAUCAGCACUCUGCUCGGCGAGAAGAACCGCUUGCACAAAACCAACGCCAUCUACGACAACAAAGCAGAAUUCUAUCGCAGUCGCCGCCUCCUGCAACAGCGGUUGCAGGAAAUACAGGACGCCUGGACGGCUUGCAAGGCUGAGAAGAUCCAAGGGCAUGCUGACCGAAACGAAUGGAAGAACUACUCAGCGAUCAAGACUGUCUACGAUCCAGCAGCCAAAGACGUCGCUCCACUUCUCAGCGCCGACGAAACUGCCCUGCUCAUUGAGAAGGCGCGAAUUCUGGAGCGCUGGGUUGGGCACUUCAGUGGCAUAUCUAUCUUUACUCUACCUUCGGGGAUUUGA
Molecule: messenger RNA, 3609 nt
Organism: Spirometra erinaceieuropaei
Lineage: Eukaryota; Metazoa; Platyhelminthes; Cestoda; Diphyllobothriidea; Diphyllobothriidae
Source: the annotation of a GenBank genome assembly